AUGUCCCUCGCCAUCCCGGUCGCCAACGACGUCUGGUCAUGGCGCUGGUCUCCACUUUCAUCGAUGAUCGGAGACGACGAAUAUGACAGCUGCAACCCCAUGACAAGAUUCGUCACAGAUGCUGGCGAUGGUGCCUGCAUAGCAUGGGCAUGGAAGCUAGGUCCCAAGACGAGCCUGAGAGUCCAUCGCUGCCGAUCCAUCGUCCAGCCUUCCCGGUCUAUCAUUCCGAACGGUGGGGAACGUUGGAAUGUUUCGGAGACGCCGCAAGGUAUUAAUGGACAUGGGAACCCCGACACCGCUGCUGCGGUGCCGCUGUCCCAAGGCUGCCUGGACCUGAUGGCCCACGCUCCAUCUAUGGAAACAGGCCCAGCCAGAAAUGGAGGGGCCCUAGCUUGCCAAGGGUCUCACAAGUGGACAAUCUCAACCAACCAUAUUCCCGCCAUUGGCGGGAUUGUGCUACAACACGGCACCAGCCUGUGCAAGGUGUUUCUCGUUCGCUAA
Messenger RNA from Aspergillus candidus, 501 nucleotides. RefSeq lists its product as uncharacterized. The transcript has 2 exons. The coding region runs from base 1 to 501 and encodes 166 amino acids. The record is from RefSeq and is a predicted model, not a curated record. NCBI's taxonomy places the organism in Eukaryota, Fungi, Ascomycota, Eurotiomycetes, Eurotiales, Aspergillaceae.